AAAGUUGCUUACUGGAAUGAACUGGAUUCACAGCUUAUCACCUCCGUUGGAUUUUCACUAGAUGGCAGGAUUUCUGUGGCUGGGAGUUUUACUGGGCUGUGUCUAUUUUACGAAACAGAAGGGUUAAAGUAUAAUACACAGAUACAUGUCAAAAGUUCUCGUGGUAGAAACUCCAAGGGAAAGAAGAUUACAGGGAUUGAGGCAAUGCCAGGAACCCUACCUGGGCAAGACAAGAUUCUCAUAAGCUCCAAUGAUUCACGUAUACGUCUUUAUAAUAUGCGUGACAAAUCGUUGGAAUGCAAAUACAAAGGAUUGGAGAACACGUGUAGUCAAAUACGUGCAACAUUUAGUGAUGACGGGCGAUAUAUUAUUUGCGGGUCAGAAGAUCGGAACGUGUGCAUAUGGAACACUGACCAGUCGGGAAUGCAUACGUCAAAAAGUAGCGGAGGAGGAUUCCUGCUGAAGAAAGAUAAAGCGAGCUACGAGUAUUUUGAAGCUCAUUCCAGUAUAGUAACCGUAGCCAUAUUUGCUCCAACUCGAACGAAAAGACUGAUAGCACAGUGCGGUGAUCCAAUCUUUGUCCGAACGCAUCAGGACAAUACUGAAGAAGACUCCUCAGGAUUGCCAACCUAUCCGGAUGGCAAUAUCAUUGUUUGUGCCGAUUACAAUGGCAGCAUCAAAGUUUUCCGUAACGAUUGUGCGUACUAUCCCAACCAAGAUACGGAUAAUAUUUCAAUAAGGAGCAAUAGAUCUUGGAUGAAUAAUCUUGUCGCAUUUGGCACACGCAGACAAAGCGAUGCCUCUAGUGUGUUUUCUGCUGGAUCGCGAAGUACUCGAGGCGGUUCGGUUAACGAUGAGAAGGCUGCAGGGCAGCAGGUCAAAUGUUUGUGUGGAUCAACGGACUUUAAGGCGUUUCUGGGAGGGAGUCCCACGUUGGUGUGCGUUGGUUGUGGAAAAUCCAGUGACGUUCGCGUGUAA
Paraglomus occultum is the source of this 978-nucleotide messenger RNA. NCBI's taxonomy places the organism in Eukaryota, Fungi, Glomeromycota, Glomeromycetes, Paraglomerales, Paraglomeraceae. The record is from the annotation of a GenBank genome assembly.